CAAAAAUAAUAUUGAAAUCAUAAAGAUGUAUGUGGAAGAAUGCAGACCUCUUAAGAGGUCUAAACUAGGUAUACCUGAUGUAUAUCCUCAGGAAGUACGCCAAAGAGAAGAUGAGCUAACCAUUCAGACAGUGAACAGUGGCCUCCGUAUGGCACCAGCUCACAGCUAUGAGAAUGGUUCUUCUCGUCAAGACAUUCAACACUUAAGAUCUGCUGAUUUCAUAUCAAGGCUGAAUCAGAUCGUUGAUACAAAGAAGAGGACGGCAUGGGGACAGGACAGUCAGAAGAAAAGAAUGAAUCUCUCCAGAGAUACAUUCUGGCCGGUCCCAGUUGGGAGGAGCAAAAAAGAGCAGGCUGCUCUAUGGUUUCAAGGUCUGGCGGGAAAUGAGACUCUUGAACAGCUGGUCAAGAGAAAGGUUCCAAUAUUUAAUAAGAGAGAAGACAUAUUUGAUGUCUUGUUUGAGAAAGACGUUCCAGUUUCAAGAGCAGUCUGGUACAUUAAAAUGACAGCAGCCUAUUCUUCAUUAGGAGCUGAAAUGAAACUGUCAGCAAAGAAGAAACAAGCAACUGAUCCAUCAUUUGAAUGGACCGUUGCACUGACAAAGUUCAUGCAAGAAACAGUUUGGAGGAUAUCAAACGACUCGUCACAUCGCCAUGACAGUAUAUCUAGCAAUAAGCAAAACAGUUUUACUGAAGAGACAGUUCAGGAAUUAUCAAGAUGGAAGUAUAUCAGUGAACUAUCAUCAUGGCUAUACCAGGAGAACCUUUUGGAGCGUCACGAGUUCCUUCGUUGGCUUAUUGAGAGGAUCGAGACCUCAAAACCUGACGAGAAAUCCCUAGUACUAUAUCUCCCGUUAGCACUAAAGUAUCUCAAUGACAUCAGUAGAUGCGUGUACUUAGCUCGUCCACUCAUUCAGUUUUGUUGUCAGAAGUUUUCUUCUUCUUACGAGAUUUAUCAAAAGUUCCUCUCCUCGUCUGCUGCUACUGCCAAGCCCAAUAAAGACUCCACCCUUGAAUCCAUGGAAACCAAUGAAGAUGACGAUGUAUUCAACAUAGCCACGCCCUCCGCUGGAAUCAAAAUAAAACAAGAGAAAAGAGAAGGAGAUGAGCCUCCAGUUCGUCAUGUCGCUGGUCGCAAGAGAAGCAAGUCCGGCUCUCUCACAGUUACGAUAGAGGACUCUGCAAUAAAUCCUCCAACAGCUAGCACCACCAACCAGUCCACAAUCGGAGGGAUGUCCAGCAGCUGCAAACACCACUCGUCCCUUCUCCUUCAAUUGAGUUGCAUCAUUCAAAUAAUUGCGAUACAUUGUCCGACUGCGUUUAUCAAUGCUAGUCUCACUGGCGGGGUGGGAGGAGGUGGAGGAGGAGGAGGGGUGGGGAGUAAAGGGUUGAGGGAUAGUUCUGGGGGUGGGUCAAAGGUCAGUACUCCUCUGGAUAGACUGCCUAUGCCACUCUCUGAGAUGCCACUGCCUAAGCGAGUGUCUGAACUAGGAAAGAAAUUUGAGUCAGCACUGGUAGUAGCUGAGAAUGAGAUAAGACAAAGGACUCGUGCUGCUGAGACCGGCUGGUCUAGUAUGGCCAUAGCAGAUCUACAGACAUCUAAUAUAAGCCAAAUUGUACAGCAGAUACUAAAAGUAUUAAAAGAAUUGGACAAGCAUUCAUUCACUACGACCAAGUCACACUCGACUCUCUCCACACUUUACGUUAAAAUAAUUCAAAUACAAAAGCCUAAUGAGUUUUCUCUUCAGUUCAAAGAUGCUCUCUGCAUGUUGCUCUGCCAGUGGGCAGUCACACCUCAUCGCCACGGUUAUCACCGUCCUCUUGUCGCUGCUCGCCUUUUAAAGAGGAUACAGCUAGACAUAGCAACUGGGCUGGUCACAACUGACCUCAACAUGUUAGAUGAUUACUGGGAAACUCCUGAUAAUCCUCAAGGAACAGCCACUGGUAACAGUGACAUGGGGUCAUAUCCUUUUCAACAGACCUUGUUUAAGUUUUUAAGUACACAUGCUCCAUUACCAGAUAGUUUAUACUUUCCUCUGAAAGACAACGAGCCAUUUAAACACCUCAUUACACUGUUCUCUGAGCUGAUUGACCUAAAGGUCUUCUCCUAUACGCUCUACCUCUCCACUCUCAUUGCUCGUGGGGACACCACUUUACCCAUCAUCCCGUCCCUCCCGUUCUUUCGAGGCGAAGGUAACAACCCUCCCCCCUCUCCUGCCCUCUCUGAGCCGGGAGAACUAAGCCUCGCCAUUCCUCUCUCUCUUCUACCUAAUUACGACAGAAACAGUGUCAAGAAGUUUGACGGAGGACAGCAGAAGAGGUCGAUGAUGUUGGAUGUGAAACAAGAGGAGAGGACGAUAUCACCUUCACUGCCUCCAUCCUUUGAUCAUCAGGACAGCUUACUGGCUGGCCUCAGUCAUUAUGGCUCAUCUAGCUUUGGACACGAGAUGGCGAUAAAGAUGGAGGAGAAUCCAUCAUUAAGGCAAAUGAGAGCUGAUAAGUUGGAAAGGUUGGCUAUGCUUGAUGAGGAUCCACAAUUGGUUGAUUUUGGUUCCCAUCCUUCCUCUCCCAUUAAACCGGACGAUUUCAAUUUCUCUCUCAACUUCCUUCAAGCUUCUCCCGAUCAGUCACUCGAUGAGUCAUUGGCUCCUCCCACUGCCACCUCUCGUACUCCGGUUGGUCCUGCUCCAUCAACUAAACUAAACACAAAGGCUAAUAAGCUCCUCAUAUAUGCUGCAUAUUUCCCGGCUCAUUUACUUGACUCCAGUUCCCAGGUGCGUAACCAGCGUUCCGUUGUCCUGUGUGGCACCGGUCACCAGGGUAUCAGGGUCGAGGAGGAAGUUAAAAGACUUCAAGAGGAAGCGGAUACCCUCCUUAAAGAACUCUUCUCUAAAGCCUCUCCGGUUUUACCAGACGACGUAAACAAGUUUCUAGACGAGUUUAAGCUUCUUCCUGCUUUUGAGCAGAACUGCAUUGGAGUGAGUGCCUCUCAGUUCAUACUAGGACAAACUAGCGGAGGAGUCUCACAUCAUUUCCCGUCUUGUUCCCAGCUGGUGUUUGUUACAGAGAUGCUGAGGAUCUGUGGCUCGUACAGUCAACUGAUACAACUGAUUGUUGAGAUACUUACGUAUGAAGAGGAAAAGAAAGAAGGACAGAGGUCACAGAGCAUGUACGUGGCUCUACCCCAGUCACUCUCACUUGUAAUCGUUGAUCUUUUGUGGUUAUAUUAUCCGAUUUUAUUGUUAUCCCUACACGAUACACUCGUUGUCUAUGAGAGGUUGUAUCGUCUUAUUGAAGGAUUGUUGAAGCAAACAAAGUUUUCAGCGGUGCAAAAGAAAGUUUUCCUUUUCUUGAAACACCUUCAAACUCAGUGCUACUAUCUUGAGAGGACGUAUCCGGUUCUUCCUAAUUUUUUCAAUAAUUAUUGCGUUCCUUGUGUUGAAGAUCUACCAUAUACUCCAAGUAGCAUGUUACCCAAUUUAUUGAAGAAUUGCAUGGAUAAUUCUGUUUUUAUUGGAGCCAGACCAGGAGAUAGUGAACAGGCUCUUAGCAGUGUUGUGAAUUAUUCGACAAGCAAAAGCUCAUUCUUCAUUGUCUGUGAAAUAUUUGCCAUUGUUCUACAAAGACAGACAUCACUACUAACUCUUACAACACUGGCUCACAUUAGUUCAGAACUAUCAAUAUUCAUAGAUCUGCUUCCCAAGGAGCUCCUAGGAGCAGUGAGAGCACUCUGUAUACCUAAUGCAAUAUAUAAAGCCUGUGCCACUGGUUACUCUCAACUGGCACAAAAAUCCAAUGUUCUGUCUACUCCUGGUAUGCAUAAGAAUUUUGUGACAUUUAUUGGUCUACUCCUUGCCUUCAACUGCUUUACCAUUCACGACAUUAUAACUUACAUCAUAAAACCAAUGUUUAAAGUCUACCUACUCCAUCCACAGCAAUCAUCUCAAGCUAAUCAAGGGACCCUCUCUCUUCAGUUUGUAAGUCUCUUACUGCGCCAUAUACUAGUUGAUAAGUACAUACGAGGAGAAGUGAAUGACGAUGGGGUCAAUAUAGUCUACCCUCCCUUUGUUUCUCAUUAUCUACUCGCUAAAAGCAAAGAGCUAAGCUUUGAUGUGGUCCUCAAUCUUUUGAAGGAGCUUUUGAAGCUUUCCAAGGACACUCUGAGGUCAUCCAGAGGCACCACAUGGGGAGGGAAGACUGGGAUGUCCAUUUUGGUGGAAUCUUUUCCUUCCGGGAGCCAAGGAAACGAGGCUGCCUUGAUUAAGCUAAGAGAGACAAUGGAGUUGAUAGCAGAGCAGGAUUGGGUUAGGGAGCAGUGCAGCAAGCAGGACUCAAAGCAGCUACUCCAUGUUGAGAAACUUGGUGAUGCCAGCCUCUCACCAGCUCAGGCUCAGUAUUUGCUUCAUUUACUCAUUCCUUAUUGCCCAGAAGACACUGUGAAGAGGAUCAAUGAAUCCAGUGGCUCCCUCCCUCCUUUCAUGACUCAUCCUGAACAAACCGUUGACAGGAUUUUAAAAAAUUUAGAUCAGUGGACGCUCCACAAUGCUUUGCUUCAUCUUAAUUUGAACAUUAAUUCAUCACUGCACCUUCACAGCAUUGAUCAUUUAUCUCAGAGUGUCAUUCAAGUAUUUGAAGACUCUUGUACUGAAGAAUGGACUGAAGACUCCUCUUCACAAGUUGACGGAGCCUAUUGUCCUAGUAUAUGGUUAGUGACUCCAUUGGUGAGCGAACUCCCUAAGAGUGUACUGGGUAAGAUACUAAAGAGUGCUGGUAAUGUCCUUGGUAAGGGACAGUGGUGGAAUCUUGAUAGACAGCAAGAAAGACGGAGAUCAACAAGAGCCUCUAUUACUCCUACUACUCCUAAUCCCAAGACUGGUUUACAAUGGCAGCAGCCGUUCCUUGAGUUAGUGUUGGCAUGCAUGAAUUCCAAUCACAGCAACCAUGAGGAGCUACUGGGUCCAUUGCAGAAACAGCUCACUACCUUUCUAACUGCCUUUGAAAAGGAUAGCUUUCCAGCAGAUGAACAGAAUAAGUCAAUGCUUUAUACUGCAUUGAAACUAAGGCUUGGUUUGGUUGGCUCAAUGUUGCCCUCAGUCUGUUCAGUGUGUGAGUCCAAUGUACUGGAUUGGGUAUCAUUACUGAUUCCACUGAUAUGCUCUGGAGCUGUUGAUAGGCAGCCAGAUAACAGUGAAUUAUUCACUAAUUGUUUGGAUAUGUUAAGUGCCCUAUUACAAGCUCUUAGUCCUGAUUUUCACAUGUGUGUGUUCAGUGGAGGAGAAGAAGGAAAGAAGUCAUAUAUUAUGUGCAUUAAGAAAAUGAAGUCAGAUCUGGCUUCUUCUAAAUCAACCUGCAAGCAGGAGAUCCAGCAGUUAUUCCCUCUUCCUCAGAAACUAUAUGAAGUGACAGUUGUAAAGCCACCCUCUGCUUUCUCUCAACAGUUUAGAAUUCCAGAGAAAGUUCAGGGUUUAAGAGUACAAGAAGUUAAAGAGAUAUCUCCGUGGGAGAUCAUUGAAGGCAUCAAAAACUCUGGUCCUUUCCAACUCUCAUGGUUUGGUGCCACGCGUAUCAAACGAAAACCGCUGAAAUACCUCGAGCAAGAGAAACAGAUCCAGCACCACACGCACCAACACUUCUUGAGUAACAGUGGGCACCUACUAGGAGGGUCUGGUCCUUCAACUAGCAGACACAGUGUAUUCCUACCUGACAGUAAUGAUAGUACUAAUGGAGCUAUAGGAGGAGGAGGAGGAGGAGGAGGAGUAUCUAGUGAUAGUGGAGAUAAUGCUAUACCACCAGGUGCUGCUAGUACUGCUGGCGGCACUAGAGCGAGUGUAGGAGGAACAGGAGAAGGGAGCGGAUUAGAUAACAAGGCAGAGAUCCUAUUACAAAUAAAUAAAAUGAAUCGAGAACAGCAGCCAUCUUUAACGACUCAGCCCGGCCCUCUCCCGCCUACUUUCCACACCACUGGACAAGUCGGUGUCUCUAAUACUCCACACCAGCUGACUCAACAGCAACCAAUGCAGAGACAGAUACCUCAUGGCAUGAUGCAGCAACACUCGGCAGCCCAAAUGAUGAGGCCACCUCCUCAUUUCUUGCAGAGACAGCUAGAGUACAUGACACCCGAACAACGCAAUCAUUUCAUGUCCCUCCCCAACGAAGAGAAGAGGGUGUAUUUGAGUAAUCUCCAGCGUACUUUCAGAGAGAGGAGGAUGCUGGAGCAGCAACAGCAACAGCAGCAGCAGCAGCAGUUAAUGUUUAGACACCCUAUGCACCCACGCCCAAUGCAAGUGGCACCUCCUAUGCAGAUGACUCAAGUGUUGCAGCAGAGGAUGAUGCCUCGUUACGGUCCCCAGCAUAUGGGGCCACCUCAGAUGCAUCACUCUGGUGGGUACAUGAUGCCUGGACACCACCCGGCCAUGUUCCGCCAGCCUCCCCCUGGCCCAAUGUACACGAUGCAUCGGCCACCUAUGCAUCAUAACCUACCACCUCAUCACCAAUAAAUUUUGUCAUUAUUAUUAUUAUUGAUUUAAAAAUUUAAUGUAAAUUAUUACACAAAUAACGCAGUCAAUAGACUAUCUUUAGCUGUC
This is a messenger RNA of Amphimedon queenslandica, 6583 nucleotides long. Its product is annotated as mediator of RNA polymerase II transcription subunit 12-like protein. Gene Ontology annotation, molecular function: transcription coactivator activity; transcription factor binding. NCBI's taxonomy places the organism in Eukaryota, Metazoa, Porifera, Demospongiae, Haplosclerida, Niphatidae. Bases 26 to 6496 code for a protein of 2156 amino acids. Gene Ontology annotation, cellular component: mediator complex. The transcript has 35 exons. The record is from RefSeq and is a predicted model, not a curated record. Gene Ontology annotation, biological process: positive regulation of transcription by RNA polymerase II.